CUCCUACCAAAAUAACACUUGCAAAACCCUCGCCCGCUAUACCCCCUCUCCGGAUCCCCCCCCGGCGGCUGACCGGAUUCGCGUUCUCAGGCUCGGGAUCCGGGCGCUCGCGGCGAUGGACGGCGGAGGCGGCGCGGAGGGGGAGCUCACGGCGCUGGAGACGGCGCUCUACGACCGCCAGAUCCGCGUCUGGGGCGUCGACGCCCAGAAGAGGUGCGCCGCCGCACAAGAACUCACCUUUUCCUUUUAUCUGCAUAUAUUAUUUAUAUUCCUGCUCCUUGUCUCUGUUCUACUGUAGGUUUCGCUCUAUUUUGCUUGAUUUUUUUAGCAUGUGUUGGUUAUUUUCUAGGUUAAAAAGUACUUUUUUUGUGGGUUUAUGAUUUAUUUUGGAUUCAUACCAAAAUGUUUGUUCGUGUUUUCAUCUUGGGACAGUAAGCUGACUGAAUUUCUCUUUGCUUUUCAUAUCUGUGUUCCCUGCAACAGGCUAAGUAAGGCGCAUGUGCUUGUAUGCGGCUUGAACGGAACCACCACCGAGUUCUGCAAGAAUAUUGUUCUAGCAGGAGUUGGUAGUUUAUCCUUGAUGGAUGAUCACAUGGUCACGGAGGACGAUCUGAAUGCAAAUUUCCUGAUUCCUCCAGACGAGAGCAUAUAUGGUGGUAGAUCUCUAGCCGAAGUUUGUUGUGAGUCUUUGAAAGAUUUCAAUCCUAUGGUUCGAGUUUCUGUCGAAAAGGGUGAUCCAUCACUGAUUGAUGGAGAAUUCCUCGACAAGUUUGACAUCAUUGUAGUUAGUGGUGCAUCUCUUAAAACAAAUCUGUUUAUUAAUGAAAACUGUCGGAAGAGAAGCAAGCGUAUUGCAUUUUACGCUAUAGAUUGCAAGGAUUCUUGCGGCGAGAUAUUUGUAGAUUUACAGAAGCAUAGCUAUGUUCAGAAAAAGCCUGCAGGGGAAACUGAACAGCAAGAAUUGACAUAUCCUAGUCUUCAGGUACAUGACUUGGGUUUAGAGUGAUUGGUCUUAUGUUUAUAAAAUCAUUUGACUAAGCCAUACCUUUUUUAUGUUGUGUACCACUCAAUAUAGUGAAUUUUUGUGCCAUAUGUGCCAUGGAGUAUUUGUUAUGCAAUUGGUACAGGUGUUCUAUAGAAGGAAGCUAUUUGGAUUGCAUAUUUGUAUUUGAAACAUGAAAUAGUUAUUCUUUCAAUAAUACGAUUAGCUUAACCUAA
Molecule: messenger RNA, 1218 nt
Organism: Panicum virgatum (switchgrass)
Lineage: Eukaryota; Viridiplantae; Streptophyta; Magnoliopsida; Poales; Poaceae
Product: SUMO-activating enzyme subunit 1A-like
Exons: 5
Coding region: 377-1006 (209 amino acids)
Biological process (GO): protein sumoylation
Cellular component (GO): cytoplasm; SUMO activating enzyme complex
Molecular function (GO): SUMO activating enzyme activity
Source: RefSeq, a predicted model, not a curated record